Molecule: messenger RNA, 840 nt
Organism: Moneuplotes crassus
Lineage: Eukaryota; Ciliophora; Spirotrichea; Euplotida; Euplotidae
Source: the annotation of a GenBank genome assembly
UUUUAUAAUAAUAAAAUGGAAAGUCUUACUAAAGCUAUCGAAGAAGAAAAUAUUCAGAAAAUCAGUCUAGAGAAGUCUGUCCUGGCAGAAGCUAAGGAGCAAAACGUCAUCACAUGCCAGAGCAUCCUCUAUAAGGGUCGUCCAGAUCAAGAAGUUGAGCCAUUGGACCCAGACUCCGAAGAAGUUUCAAACAACAGCGGGCUUGACAUUUGAUCGGACAAAAUCAGAGAUGAAAAACUUUUGAAAAGUUUGAAAUGCCUUAAGCUUUUUGAUAUAGAUUGGCUUUAUUUGGAAAGGAUUGAUUCUAAAAAUAGGCGUUGUGCUUUAAAUUUCUUACAAUCCUCAUUCCCAAAUAAAAUUAAGAAACUCGAUUUUUUAUCCAGGGGCCAAAUGGAUCUGAAAAGGUCCAAUUACUUAAAUUCCAUGACCAGACUCAGCUCCAAAGUCGUUCAACUAGUUUCCUUUAAAUCUUUCAGCAUUGGCCUGCCCCAACUCAAGAGGCUGGUGGCAGCUUUCAGGCAUGUGAGAACUUUAGUGUUGGAAUAUUGCUGACUAUCUAUCCCAAGUGUUCCUGAUUUGUCAAAGGCUCUGAAGAACUGCCAAAUCCAGGAAAUAUAUUUGUUCGAAUGAGGAGACUCGUCUAGAAGUGACUGGAAGAACAACUUCAACGAGUUCGAGAACUUGGUACAAGGGUUAGCAAGCUCUCCAGAUUUAAGAUUGAGUCUUGAAAAAGUAAAUAUCUUUUUCUGCAGAGUAGACCAAAACAAAGUUGAACAAGUCUUUGAAGAAAACCAGCUUGGAGGAGUGAAAAUAAUUGCUAAUUAUUAAAUUUUGGCUAAA